Messenger RNA from Lactuca saligna, 1437 nucleotides. The record is from the annotation of a GenBank genome assembly. NCBI's taxonomy places the organism in Eukaryota, Viridiplantae, Streptophyta, Magnoliopsida, Asterales, Asteraceae.
AUGAUGUGUAUCCCAUGUUUUUGUGACGCCUACUUAUUUAAGGAUAGUGAACGCUUCGAAGAGACUUACUUGACACUUGUGAUGGCUUCUCUUCCAGUUUUGAUUGUUCUAGAACAGGCCCACGUAUCCCCACCACCAGCCACCGUAGGGGACAGGUCUUUGCCCCUGUCUUUUUUCGACAUUGCAUGGCUGCCGCAGCCACCUGUUCACUUUCUUUUCUUCUAUGAGUUCCCACUCUCUAAAGCACAGUUUGUCGAAACAGUUGUCCCCACUCUAAAAACCUCGUUAUCCACAAGUCUUCAACAUUUUUAUCCUUUUGCGGGAAACUUGAUCAUAUACCCUUCUUGUACCAACAACCCGGAAAUCCGUCACCAAGAAGGUGACGCUGUGAACAUCAUGAUUGCAGAGAGUUCUCUAGAUUUCAAAGAUCUAGUGGGAAAUCAUCCUCGAGAUUGUGAGAAGUUUUAUCCACUUAUACCUCAACUUGGACACGCUGUAAAAGUGUUUGAUUAUACUACAAUCCCAGUGUUCUCCAUUCAGGUGACUCUUUUCCCUAAUUGUGGUGUCUCGAUAGGAAUGACAAAUCAUCAUUGCCUUGGAGAUGCAAGCACUCGGAUGUGUUUUCUAAAUGCGUGGACUUCGAUUGCAAGAUCUGGUUCAGGUGAGUCAUUUCUAUCAAAUGGAACAUUGCCCUUCUAUGAUAGAGUGAUCAAACAUCCGGCCUUAGAUGAAAUCUAUCUAAAGCAAGCAAAAGUUGAAACUUUUGGUGAAGACUAUAAACCUCCAUGCCUUUCUGGACCAAGUGAUAAAGUUCGGGCCACUUUUAUGCUGACAAGAUCCAUCGUGAAUCAAAUGAAGAAAUGGGUAUCAACCCAACUACCGACAUUGCCCCACGUAUCAUCUUUUAUAGUUGUAUGUGCUUAUAUCUGGAGUUCCAUUGCCAAAUUACGAAAUGAUGAGUUAGAAUUAUUUGGAUUCGUCAUUGAUUGUAGAGCACGUUUGGUUCCGGAGAUUCCUUCUGCCUACUUUGGCAACUGUCUCGUACCAUGUAUGAAGAUGGCAAAAACAAAUCUUUUAACUGAAAAAGAAGGAUUUGUGACUGCUGCUAAAUUACUUGGAGAGAAGUUGUAUGAAAUGUUGAAUGAUAAGGAUGGAAUCAUGAAAGAUGCGAAGACUUGGUUCGACUUUUCCUUUGAAGAAAUGCCAACAACAAUUAUCGGGGUAUCUGGAACACCAAGACUUCAGUUUUAUGACACCGAUUUUGGAUGGGGAAAGCCGAAAAAACAUGAAACAAUUUCGAAUGAUUAUAGUGGAUCAUUUUCUAUGAACGCCAGUAAAGAAUCCAGUGAUGAUCUGGAGAUUGGUGUUAGCCUUCCAGCUAUUGAGAUGGAUGCUUUUAUUCCCAUCUUUAAUGCUGGAUUAGAAAAUUACAUUUAG